GGGGCGACCUGGAAAGAACUCUGAGCAGAGUGGGCGUGGCUUUGUGAGAGCAGCCUGAUUGGCUGUCUCUUUUGCAAGUGGCGUCAGCUGAGCAGCAUCUCGUGCUGCGGAUAUUUGUGCAAGCAUGGUGGAGCGACCUUGGCCUUGUCGUCACCUGCGCCUUUGCGCCUUUGCUGCCCUAUCCUUCACUGUGCUGUGUCUAGGUCUCAGGGUUGUCUGUGCCUUUAAUCCUGCAAGGAGCACAGAAGCUCACUGUGAAGUAUGUCAACAUUUUUUGGAAAAUCUGUACAGUUCUUUAAAAGAAAAACAUUCUGAUUUCUCCAUGGCUUCUAUAGAGAAUGAAUUGGUCAGGAGCUGCAUGGACACAAAAGGAAAAGAAAACCACUUGUGCUAUUACAUCGGGGCCACAAGCGAUGCAGCUACCAAAAUAAUUAGUGAAGUCAGCCGCCCAAUGAGCGCUCAUGUACCAGUACCUAAAAUCUGUGAGAAGCUGAAGAAAGUAGACAUUCAGAUCUGUGAACUCAAAUACGAAAGAAAACUUGAUUUAACAUCAGUAGAUCUCUCCAAGAUGAGAGUGGCUGAGCUGAGGAAGAUCCUGGAUAGCUGGGGAGAAGUGUGCAGAGCAUGCAUUGAAAAAACGGACUUUGUGAACCUGAUUAAGGAGCUCGCACCCAAACAUAUGGAUACAACUUCUAGAGCUGACCUUUGAUGAAAUGUUACCUGGCCAGUGCUCAUGCCUGAUUACCGCAUGGUGUUGCAUCUGUUAAGCACAAACAAUGAAGAAAUGAUCUGGUGUAACAAGCAAGAAAAAUCCUAAGGAAUUUAUUAUGAAUGCUAGCAAAGUUCAUAGUCUUUGGAAUUAUAAUCAGUACUUAAGUAAAUGAAAAGUGUUAGCCUGAAAGAUACCCUUCAGAUAAAGCAAUAAGAUUUUCCAAACCGUAAAAGAACAGAAAUAAUUAUUCAGACUCAAAAAUAAGGAUUUCAAGUGAUAUUCAUGAAAUUUGAGUAAUUUUGAGAAAUUCCAUUUCAUGAAAUGUUUAUAUACACACAAUUUGGCUUCUGAGGGUAGGACUCCAUAUUGUCAGAUGUGUUACAGAACUGUGUUUGAUAAGAUAACUGGGAGUAACCUUGCUGAGCUCAUUUAGGCUUCCUUACAAGUAAAUUGCAUAGGUUCAUGCUGGUAGGUUAAUAAUAUAGUCAGAUUCAAUAACAUAAAGACUUGAAACUUAUUAAAGCGGACAAUCUCAGCUUCAGCCUUUUAAGCAAAUCCUAAAUAGUGUGACUUAUGAACAUUUCUGAUAUUACUUUUUACAGACACUGCCUGACAUACAGAGUAAGGAUGCACCAGUGCAAUGAGACAGCAGCCUAACAGAAUUUCUCAACGAACUGCACUGGUGCACUGGGGAAACAACAGUUUUUGAUGCCCUCCCUUUCCUCAGGAAGCCUCUGUGCCACCCGGAAAUAUGUCCCACAGGAUUGUGCAGCACUCGGGGACAUAUUUUCGGGGGGUACAGGGGUCUUCAUGGGGAAGUGGAGGGCAUCAAAAAUUGUCACUUCCCCAUUGCACUGGUGCAGUUAGUUGGGAAGUUCUGUCCAGCUGCUCUCUCACUGCACGAUGCAUCUUUGCUCUGUAGGUCAGCCAAUCAUCUUGAAACUUGAUCCACAUGGCAACAUGGUGAUUAUGUGCUAGAAUUGCCACAUGGAUUUUUGGCCAGGUAAAUUGAUUUUGUGAUGAGAGUCUCCCCAGUUUCUUGAAAUAAGAGCUCAGUAGGACAUGAUGAGCUGUGCUCUGUAUGCAUGGCAUUAAGAAGAUCAGCUCACUAUUUGAUAAUUUCCACUCCCCCCUCUCUAAAUUCAGCCUACAGCGAUACUACCAUGUAAAAGAAUGAUGUGUGAAUUAGCUCACUUCUCUCUCUCCUUUAAUAUACUUCCUCUCAAAAUAGUAACUAGACAAUGAAAAUGCAAUAGAACCAUUUUAAAAAGAAUUUAAAAUCCUGAUCAAUCUUGUUUUUCAAAUGCUGAACUUUUAGUCAGUUGUCUGAAAAUGCUUUAACUCUCCUUCAUGACAAUAUAAGAACAGGUCCCAAGUCAGUCCUUAUUUCAAUGAAACAUUGCGGUCAGAAGUCACAUCAUACCUACGGACCUGCUACAAGGGGGACCCUCACCAUGAGGCAGAAUGAGGCGAUCACCUCAGGCACGCACACAGGGAGGGGCGCAGAGGGUGGCAAGUGCCCUGACACCACAGACAACACUCUACAGGUCUCCCUGCCGCCCACUGCCACUGCCCUUCCUCACUCCACUGGGGCAUGCAUGCUGUUCAUUUUUUCCUCCUUGCCCCACUGCGGUGUGCUGCUUCUUUCCACUCAACAUAAGCUAGCAACGCCUCUGCUGCCACUGCUUGGUUUGGUGGUGUAGUCUGAGAAUGUUUGCAUGCCUCUGCCUCAGCAGCAUGGCUGGAAAGUACUGAACACCCCUCUGCAGAUGGUGGGGGGACAUCAUAUUGUCCUUUGCCUUACACAGCAAAAUAUUUUGCGCUGCCUGUGUUUGCCACAGAUAUCCAGAGGAUUCAUUUCGAAGAUUUUCCCCUCUAGCAAUUGUUUAAUUUAAUAUAUUGGAUUAAACUACUGAGGACUCCAGAUGAGCCAGAUCCUCAUUUGAUUCAAUCUGGUAUUAUACCUCCAACUGUGUUAAGACUGGCCAUAAUGUCUGAAUAAAUGUUGGUUUGUUCUAGCUAACGUGUUUGAAAUAAAAUGAGAUCUGUAACCCACUUCAAACUUCAUAUUCCAGUUUAUUUAAAGGAAUUUGGUUAGAAUAAAUCAGGAUUGGUUGGUUCAG
Hemicordylus capensis (graceful crag lizard) is the source of this 2835-nucleotide messenger RNA. RefSeq names its product cerebral dopamine neurotrophic factor (gene CDNF). The coding region runs from base 125 to 709 and encodes 194 amino acids. NCBI's taxonomy places the organism in Eukaryota, Metazoa, Chordata, Lepidosauria, Squamata, Cordylidae. Gene Ontology annotation, cellular component: endoplasmic reticulum. The record is from RefSeq and is a predicted model, not a curated record. The transcript has 4 exons. Gene Ontology annotation, biological process: dopaminergic neuron differentiation; neuron projection development.